Argiope bruennichi is the source of this 590-nucleotide messenger RNA. Its product is annotated as conotoxin ar11a-like. Lineage: Eukaryota; Metazoa; Arthropoda; Arachnida; Araneae; Araneidae. The transcript has 4 exons. The coding region runs from base 182 to 460 and encodes 92 amino acids. The record is from RefSeq and is a predicted model, not a curated record.
GUAAUCACCCUCUAACUACAGAGAUGCGCAUUUACUUAAAAAUAUUGUUAGAAUUGUGCGAGGCAAGGAGAAGGAAAAUAUUUCAUCCCGGAGAGCUUCUAACUAGGAUAAACUAAAGUUUUGAAAGACACAGUCAAAAAAUAAAAUAAAGUUUCUUAGACUUCAAAAAAACCCUCUAAAUAUGUGGAGAACAACGAAAGCGGCGUUCAUUUUACUCCUGGUCAUCUCAUUCAUUUUGUCUUCAGAACAAGCAUAUAAAAGAACAUCUUCCCGAUCGCACGCCAUUAAUAAGCGAAGUUGCAACGUUCGAGGGGAGUUUUGUUUGAAGGACAUCGAAUGCUGCACAGGAGAAUGCGUUUGUGCCACAAAUGCGUGCAAAUGUGGAAAUCGGCCCAAAGUGAAGCCGAACAGAAAUAAGCCACAAAGCAUGGCUCAGCGUCUCAUCUGCCGCUAUCGAUAAGAGUAUUUUAAUAAAUGUCCGUUUCUAGACUUUUAUAUUCUUCCGAGUGUAUAAAGUAUUAUGCAUAUAUAUAUUUUUUUAUUGCAGAAAAUGCACAAUUGUAUAGAAAAUAAAGGCUUAUUUUGGUGUU